This is a messenger RNA of Xenia sp. Carnegie-2017, 477 nucleotides long. RefSeq names its product ryncolin-4-like. Bases 1 to 477 code for a protein of 158 amino acids. The record is from RefSeq and is a predicted model, not a curated record. Lineage: Eukaryota; Metazoa; Cnidaria; Anthozoa; Malacalcyonacea; Xeniidae. The transcript has 2 exons.
AUGGGGCUGAAUGUAGCUAACGAGCAGUUUGACAAGAUUAUGGAGUUUGUGAAAUUUUUUAUCCUUGAACUUGGGAAUAUGAUUAUACAUCUAACGAAAAGAACAAAACGGAAAAAAAUUUCAAAUAAAUCAAAGAAAACGCAAGGAAACGACUGUGCAGAUCUUUACAAAAAAGGUGAAAAAAAGAACGGAGUUUAUCAACUUAAUCCAGAUGGUCAGGGUUACUUUAAGGUUUUCUGUGAUAUGAAAACAUCUGGUGGAGGUUGGACUGUGUUUCAACGACGUCAAGAUGGAAGUGUAAACUUCUAUCGAGGUUGGAAAGACUAUAAACAAGGUUUUGGUGAUCUGAAAAGUGAAUUCUGGCUUGGAUUGGAUAAAAUAUACCGACUAACAUCUGCAAGGAGAAAUAAACUUCGUGUUGAUCUUGGAGACACGUCAGGAAUAAAAGAUAUGCUGAAUAUGAUUAUUUUGCUGUAG